This is a messenger RNA of Orbicella faveolata, 774 nucleotides long. RefSeq lists its product as uncharacterized. NCBI's taxonomy places the organism in Eukaryota, Metazoa, Cnidaria, Anthozoa, Scleractinia, Merulinidae. The record is from RefSeq and is a predicted model, not a curated record.
AGAACCAUGGCGGAAGUUACCGCAAAUAAUUUCUUGUUCCUGGCGUUUGCUCUCAUUUUUCUUCCUCUCGCAGCGUCUUCUGUUGAAUGGACAGCACCUCCUCCUCAGUGGACUCAGACGAAUCCAAAUGAUAUUAGAACAGUUAACAUGUCAGUGUUGAAAGGAAGUACUCAGAUGCCUCUGCGGUGGGAUUACACUCUGUCACCUGGUUCAGAUCUGCGAAACACCCAAUUUUCCAUUGAUGAUGACAUCAUCGAUGAUGAUAUUGGAAAUAUUUUUCACUCUGAUGGUAAAGUAACAGUAUUUGACAGAAAUGAUUACACAACACGUUUUAACAUCAGUAAAACUGAAGUGGCCACCUUGAUAAUAAACCAAGUCACUGAAAGAGAAGAAGCAGUUUACCAAUGCCAGCUUGAAACAGUGACAAGCACAUGGAGAUACAGAAUACGUGUCAUUGUUACAGGUUGUUUAGCGGUAAGCCAGGCAAACAAACGAUCUGCGGCCAUGCUCCACGUGAGGCGUCGCUGGUGGAGAUGGUACGGGGCGCUAGAGGACCUAGAGUUUGAUCGACGUCUAGCUCUGCCUCUAGCACUGGUGCCACAGCUUCGGACAUUGCCUGCAACUGGAGGCCUGUACUCAAAUAACAUUGCACGCUCCGAAGCAGCGGACGAAGCGAUCGGUGGUGCACUGUUUGCGAAGCCAGCAGGCAAAUUUGAAGCAGCAGAAUUCGGCUAUGACAUUGAAGCUGCUCUUCCCAAAUGUUCGGCCGUCUGA